CGAAGGCUGCACGGCCUCGUUCAUCUCGCCGCCUCGUCGGUCCUCUGCAACGGCGGCUGCGGCGACAAGGAGGGUCAGGGUCACUUCCGCGGCUACUCGCUCCACCGCUCCCGGCCGUUGAUUAGUCCCCCUGCGGAGCGCUCGCCUGAGCGGGAGAGAUCCGCCGCUGGGUCCGUCCGAGCCGUCAAUGGAGGCGGCGGCGGGCAGCAAGCGCGCGUACAGCAUCAUCGUGCCCACCUACAACGAGCGCCUCAACGUCGCCCUCAUCGUCUACCUCAUCUUCAAGCACCUCCCGGAUGUGAACUUUGAGAUCAUUAUUGUGGAUGAUGGUAGUCCAGAUGGAACUCAAGACAUUGUAAAACAAUUGCAGCAAGUGUAUGGUGAAGAUCGUGUUUUACUGCGAGCUAGGCCUAGGAAGCUAGGACUUGGUACCGCAUAUUUGCAUGGAUUAAAGCAUGCCUCAGGGGAAUUUGUUGUUAUCAUGGAUGCGGACCUAUCUCACCAUCCAAAGUACUUGCCAAGCUUUAUUAGGAAACAAAAGGAAACUGGUGCUGACGUUGUAACCGGCACACGUUAUGUUAAGAAUGGUGGUGUUCAUGGUUGGAAUCUCAUGCGCAAGCUAACUAGCAGAGGGGCAAAUGUUCUUGCACAGACGUUACUACAGCCUGGAGCUUCAGACUUAACUGGAUCGUUUAGGCUAUAUAAACGAGAUGUCCUGGAAGAUUUAAUCUCCUCAUGUGUCAGCAAGGGCUAUGUGUUCCAGAUGGAGAUGAUUGUUAGGGCUACCAGGAAAGGUUACCACAUUGAAGAGGUUCCAAUAACGUUUGUCGACAGAGUGUUUGGAAUUUCGAAACUUGGUGGAUCUGAGAUAGUUGAAUAUUUGAAAGGCCUCGUGUAUCUGUUGCUCACAACAUAAUUGAAGAUGUACUGCAGGCGUCUAACUUCUUGGGUAAAACCAUGUUACAGAGAAUUUUGCUGAUGUGUAACUGCAGCUUGAGCUGCAUAUCACUACUUAUGUCUCCAACUUGCAAAUGGAUUAUUGUACACAAGUCUUGGUUUAUCAGUGCAUUAUUUCACACAACAUGGUGGCCCCUCCUCUCUGUCGAGUUUCAGUACUUCUUUGUUAAAUGGUUUAUCAUUAUGAUGUGGAAUGCUUUGCCUCCGUUAUUUUACAGUGCAGGCACAUGUAUGUGUCUGCGGAACUUUUGCUGAA
Molecule: messenger RNA, 1213 nt
Organism: Setaria italica (foxtail millet)
Lineage: Eukaryota; Viridiplantae; Streptophyta; Magnoliopsida; Poales; Poaceae
Product: dolichol-phosphate mannosyltransferase subunit 1
Exons: 8
Coding region: 188-916 (242 amino acids)
Biological process (GO): GPI anchor biosynthetic process; protein O-linked glycosylation via mannose
Cellular component (GO): endoplasmic reticulum membrane
Molecular function (GO): dolichyl-phosphate beta-D-mannosyltransferase activity
Source: RefSeq, a predicted model, not a curated record